AUGAAUAUUAAUGAGAAGGAUAAAUUGGCCGAGCAGAACUUAGAAACGCUAGACGUAACCAAACUAACCCCCCUGAGCGAAGAUGUUAUAAGCAGGCAAGCCACGAUCAACCUUGGUACGAUAGGGCAUGUGGCCCAUGGAAAGUCAACACUUGUUCAUGCCAUAUCGGGGGUGCACACAGUCAGAUUCAAACACGAGAAGGAAAGAAAUAUUACCAUAAAAUUGGGAUAUGCGAAUGCAAAAAUAUAUAAAUGUACUAACCCAGAUUGUUUACCCCCAGAAUGUUACAAAUCAUACGAAAGUAGCAAGGAAGAUGAUCCAAUGUGUCCUCGUGAAAAUUGUAAUCAUAAAAUGAAAUUACUAAGGCAUGUCUCCUUUGUUGAUUGUCCAGGACAUGAUAUUUUAAUGGCAACCAUGUUAAACGGCGCCGCAGUUAUGGAUGCAGCUCUAUUACUGGUUGCAGGGAAUGAGUCUUGUCCACAACCACAGACAUCUGAACAUUUAGCUGCUGUCGAAAUUAUGAGGUUAAAGCAUAUUUUAAUUUUACAAAAUAAGGUAGAAUUAAUUAAGGAAGAACAAGCCUUAAAACAGCAGGAAGAAAUUAGGAACUUCGUUUCUGGCACGGCUGCUGAUAGUGCCCCGAUCAUCCCUAUCAGUGCAGUUUUAAAGUACAACAUCGAUGUAGUAUGUGAGUACAUAGUUACACAAAUAAGUAUACCAAAGAGGGAUUUCAUAUCAUCCCCACAUAUGAUUGUUAUUCGAUCAUUCGAUGUUAACAAACCCGGAGAAGAUAUUGAAACAUUACAAGGCGGUGUUGCAGGAGGAAGUAUUCUACAUGGUGUGUUAAAAGUAGGAGAUAAAAUCGAAAUUAGACCCGGUAUUAUUUCCAAAGACGAAAAGGGAGAAAUUACCUGCAGACCUAUCAUAUCGCAAAUAUUGUCCAUGUUUGCUGAAAAUAAUAAUUUGAAAUAUGCUGUCCCUGGUGGAUUAAUUGGAGUUGGGACACGAAUUGAUCCUAUUUUAACCAGAGCUGAUCGAUUAGUCGGUCAGGUUAUUGGCCAUUUAAAUAAAUUACCAGAUUGUUUUGCAGAGAUCGAAAUUUCCUACUAUUUGCUCAGAAGACUAUUAGGGGUGAAAUCUCAGGAUGGAGAAAAAAAUACAAAGGUGGCAAAAUUAAAAAAUGGAGAAUUCUUAAUGAUUAAUAUUGGGUCCACCUCCAUCGGGUGCAGAGUUACAGGUAUUAAAUCUGAACUAGCCAAGUUAGAGUUAACUGGUCCCGUAUGUACAAAAAUUGGGGACAAAAUAGCCCUAAGUAGGAGAGUCGACAAGCACUGGCGUUUAAUUGGAUGGGGACAGAUCAACAAGGGAAAACCCCUCGAGCUCCAGGAGCCAAUUUAA
This is a messenger RNA of Plasmodium knowlesi strain H, 1398 nucleotides long. Its product is annotated as eukaryotic translation initiation factor 2 subunit gamma, putative. Gene Ontology annotation, cellular component: eukaryotic translation initiation factor 2 complex; cytosol. The transcript has a single exon. Bases 1 to 1398 code for a protein of 465 amino acids. NCBI's taxonomy places the organism in Eukaryota, Apicomplexa, Aconoidasida, Haemosporida, Plasmodiidae. Gene Ontology annotation, biological process: positive regulation of translational fidelity; formation of translation preinitiation complex. The record is from RefSeq and is a predicted model, not a curated record. Gene Ontology annotation, molecular function: GTP binding; GTPase activity; tRNA binding.